UUUUGCAAUUAGAUAAAGCAUUGUAAAGCUUUAUAUUUUCACGUCAAUUAUUUGAUGCUUCGGAGUUGUGAACCUCCCUUUCGUUAUGGCAUUUCAUAACAUUUUAUACGAUAAUCAGGGACGCGUCUUUCCUCUAUAAGGUCAAACAUAACAAUGUGAUUGUCGAUAGCAAAAUUAUGCUAGUUCUUGCGAUUAUGUACUAUAUAUUGUUAUUUAUUGCUAUCUACUUUCCUCACGGGUUCACUGAUGCGCCCGUGUUGCCGGGCACAGUGAGAACGAGGGAACGCAUUUCGUUUCUCAUUCACAAAUUGACCAGGACACACUUGAAGGAACACGAAGACCCUGGUUGGCACGCUACUUGGCUUACCAGAGAAGUUUGCACCCAGCCUCUUUGUCCUGGAACUAAUUCAGGCAGGGUCGCUAUUAGUACGCCCUUUGUACAUUGUCCGAGCCAUGCCACCGCUGACGCCUUUAUCCUUCGAGAUUUAGUUACUUGUUCCUGUACAGGAUCUGAUGAAUAGAACAGUUUAUCUCAUUUUGAAUCACAUUCUUUAUAUCUGUAUCGACAGCUGCAGGAACAUCACUAGCUCCCACUCGCCCUCAACUCAAUCCGUUACUUUUAUGUCACAUGGAGACUCACUCUGGAACAACGACAGGU
This is a messenger RNA of Suillus fuscotomentosus, 658 nucleotides long. RefSeq lists its product as uncharacterized. The record is from RefSeq and is a predicted model, not a curated record. Bases 177 to 521 code for a protein of 114 amino acids. The transcript has a single exon. Lineage: Eukaryota; Fungi; Basidiomycota; Agaricomycetes; Boletales; Suillaceae.